Molecule: messenger RNA, 1455 nt
Organism: Penicillium nucicola
Lineage: Eukaryota; Fungi; Ascomycota; Eurotiomycetes; Eurotiales; Aspergillaceae
Product: NAD(P)/FAD-dependent oxidoreductase
Exons: 1
Coding region: 1-1455 (484 amino acids)
Cellular component (GO): cytoplasm
Molecular function (GO): oxidoreductase activity
Source: RefSeq, a predicted model, not a curated record
AUGUCCUUGCAAGACGCCUUUGACAGAAGCCAAUUCCCUGUUGAUAAUCCGACAGUUCCAUUCUGGCAUCGAGACCUCGACGCGCUGCACAAUCACCGAUCAACAGAAGAACUUCCGGCGUCAAGCGAUGUUGUCAUCAUAGGUGCAGGCUACGCCGGAAUUGCUACCGCUUACCAUUUGGUUAAAGGAGAGGCAAGUGGGAAGAACCUCUCGGUCACGAUACUCGAGGCCCGCGGAGUCUGCUCUGGCGCAACAGGACGGAAUGGCGGCCACCUGCGGCCUGACCUUUACACCCCGAUGACAAGGCUCAUGGAACGAGUGGGUACGGAUUUGGCUUUGGAGGUGCCUGAAUUCGAAAUCGCGCAUUUACCUGCCUUGAAGGCCCUCAUCGAAAAGGAAAAUAUCGACUGUGACUUCACCCUCACCAGGUCCAUCGAUGUAUGGUGUAACGAAGAAGCCGCUCUCAAGGCUAAAAAGAUGUUCGAUACACUUCGCUCCCGUGACUUUGAAUUCAUGAAAGAUGUCUUCUUCGUUCUCGGCGAAAAUGCGGAGGGUAUAUCUGGUGUCAAGGGAGCCAAAGCAUAUGCUUCUUUUACGGCCGGAAGUCUGUGGCCAUAUAAACUCAUUUUGCAUCUCACCAAGGCGAUUCUUGGAACCGGUUUAGUUAACCUCCAAACCCAUACUCUGGUGACUUCUGUUACUCAGCAGUCUUCCGGUGCAUUUGUUGUCACGACACCUCGAGGCUCAAUUGUUGCCAAAAAGGUUGUGUACGCAAAUAACGCCUAUAUCUCAGGCCUUCUUCCGCAGUACGCUCCAGCUAUCGUACCAUGCAAAGGACUCUGUACUCAUAUCUCUGUACCUGACGGCGAGAGAGCGCCUCUGCUAAACAACUCCUACAUCGUGCGCGAAGAAGACAAAACGCUUUCUUAUCUGAUUCCUCGUCCGGAUGGUACCAUCGUUGUCGGCGGGGCAAGUUCAAGGCUUCAGUGUUUGCCAGAUCAAUGGUACAACAAUACAGAUGACUCUGUGCUGAUUGAAGACAUCAAGAAUUAUUUCGAUGGCUUCAUGCAGCGGAACUUCCACGGGUGGGAAAACAGCGGAGCUCAAGUGGACAAAGUAUGGACCGGAAUCAUGGGCUACUCCUGGGAUUCUCAGCCCCAUGUUGGCGUCCUUCCUGGGCAACAAGAUCAGUACGUUCUUGCAGGAUUCAACGGCCAUGGAAUGCCCGUGGUGUACUUGUGUGCCCUGGGGGUUGCCAAGAUGGUUGCCAACGGAAUUGAAUUUGAAAAUACCGGUGUCCCGACGGUGUUUAAAACAACCAAGGAAAGACUCGAAAAUGCGAAAAAUGAUCCUUCGGGGGAGACAUCUUUGCUAAAAGUUGAUGUUUUGUUGGCAUCAAUUGAUUACAGACUUUCAGUAAAUAGUAUCAGUAUGAGAGUAGAAGUCAAUUUUUAG